CCCAGAUCAGACACCAUUAUAAUCAAGCACUUCCAAGCCUCUCUCUUCCUCUGCAAUGGCUUCUAUUCCUCAAUUCUACCCCGAUUGCACAUGGGCUACUGAUAAUCUUUCUCAGUUUUCUACACCAACUAUGGCUGCAGGUGUGAGUAGUGGUGGUGUUGGCCAUGGUACAAUUUUUGGUACUGGUCCAAUAUGGAGUACUGGUCAAGAAAGUUUAGUGCCAUUAUUUGAUAAUAAUGGUGCAAUUGAUCAUAUUGUGUCAUCAGUAUCCGACAAUAGGAUGCCAUCAAUUCCAGGGCUACUCGGGACAUCGUCGACAAACUUAGCAGCCAUGCCGGCAUUGCCUGACUACAAAAUGGAUUCGUGUGCUAUGGCUGGAGUUGGCAACUUUGGUAGCGGGUACCAACAAACUAUGUGUGACUUUGGAGAUGAAUGUUGUGGGUUUUUGGAGGAUCUUAAGCCUGUUUAUCCUGCUGUUGGAGAAAAUUGGGGAAUUCAAGGUAAUCAACCACCUCUGAUUGAAGAGUCUAACAUCAAAGUUGGUCGGUACUCUGAGGAAGAAAGGAAGGAAAGGAUUCUAAGAUAUAUGAAGAAGAGAAACCAAAGGAACUUCAAUAAGACCAUCAAGUAUGCAUGUCGCAAGACCCUAGCUGACAGGAGAGUCAGAGUUCGUGGGCGAUUUGCAAGGAACAGUGAACUAUGUGAAGAAGAAAUGAUAAGGAAAAAGAAAGACAACCCUCACAAGGAGCAGGAGUUUUGCUGUAGUGAGUCUUUGCAGAUAAAAACUGAUGAGGAUGAGUGGCUGCAAGAGGCUAUGGCAAGUUUAAUGUAUUUACCAUAUAUUGCUGGGUGAGAUGCAUGGUGGAGCUAGUUUAUGCCAAAAUUGACAACUAAUAUUGUAGAGAUGUUUGAACAGGGCAUGACUUUCUAUCUUGUUUCGAAAACAAGGCAAAUUAAUGUUGGGAUUUUGUAAUAUUAUUCGCUUUCUAGUUGGGUUGCUUUCAGCUAAAUGCUCCACAGUAAAAAGUUCACUUAAUUUUAUGUUACUUUCUCCUUCACUUUAUUGCUUAGAUAAGCACAUGUAAACUUUGGCGGGUUUUGUGUU
Quercus lobata is the source of this 1105-nucleotide messenger RNA. RefSeq names its product activator of spomin::LUC2 (gene ASML2). The transcript is spliced from 4 exons. Gene Ontology annotation, cellular component: nucleus. The record is from RefSeq and is a predicted model, not a curated record. Gene Ontology annotation, biological process: regulation of flower development. NCBI's taxonomy places the organism in Eukaryota, Viridiplantae, Streptophyta, Magnoliopsida, Fagales, Fagaceae. Gene Ontology annotation, molecular function: protein binding; DNA-binding transcription factor activity. The coding region runs from base 56 to 853 and encodes 265 amino acids.